Messenger RNA from Brenthis ino (lesser marbled fritillary), 369 nucleotides. Lineage: Eukaryota; Metazoa; Arthropoda; Insecta; Lepidoptera; Nymphalidae. The record is from the annotation of a GenBank genome assembly.
AUGCGUAAUCUUUCUUUGGAAAUUCUCCUAUCCUCUGAAAAUGUACCCAAGCGCCUAUCGGACUCGCGUGAUAUUGUAUACCUCUACUCACUAGUACCAUUAAACAGGAAGUCGAACCAAAAAAUUGGGAAAACUUCUAACCUGUCAGAAACUGCCGAGCCACAGGUGGUUAACAAUUGGUUUCUUAGAAAUCAACCGCGAGGAGAGAGAGGAGAGAGAGAUAUUAUAGUGCAGCGCGUGUACGCGCAGACACAACGUGCACUCUCUAUUCCUGUCACUCUCAUACUCUGGUGGGACGAUCACUCGACACGACCAGUGAGAGUUAAGGCGCAGGACCGACGGCUUUACGUGCUCUCCGAGGCACGAUUG